AUGUUCGAUGACGCACCUCCAACCUCGGAGCCAUCGGCCUCGGUUCAAUCUCCAGUCAAGUCCAAAGAUGAAGGCUACUUUCAAUGUGGUUUCUGCAAGCGACAUUACAACAGAGCCGAUCACCUCAUCCGACAUGUUCGAUCGCACACCCGGGAAAAACCUUAUGUUUGUGAUAUUUGCGACAAAGGGUUUGCGCGACCUGACCUACUGAAACGACAUGCGACUGGUCAUGCUCACGACCGAGACCGCAAGCGCAAAAGAAUCUCGUCAUUCUCAAAACAAGGCCGUGUUUCCCAGGCUUGCAAAGCAUGUGCUUCCUCCAAGUUGAAAUGCGACGAGGAGAAGCCCUGUCGAAGAUGUCAAGAGCGGCAAUUGCACUGCGAUUGGCAGGAGAUCAUGGCGGGCUCGUCGCCCGAACCCCUGAAGCACAAUGCCGAAGGUGCGGCAGGUACAACAGACGCUGUGGCUAGCCUUCCACCCCUUGCGCUCCCUAGUCUUGCAUUGGCAUCGGCUUCUUCGGUACCAUAUCCACCUAUAAUUACUCCCGUGACCGAAAAUCCCUUGAAGCGAAGAAGCAGCACCAUGCAGUUGACUCCUCAAGCGUCGAUUCCAGAAUCAUGCACCUCAAUCAAGGCCCAAUGGAAUAUGGAGAGUGGCAUCUUCAGCGUCGAUGGCACCUUCUUUCCGAAUUUUAUUCCCGAUUCCCUGAUCACAUCGCUCAGUCGACAUAACGACCCAUUUGACCCGUCCAAUUUCAUGCCCGAUUUUACACAUUAUGGAGCCAUGGAGAUUCCUGCCCUUGACUUCAAUUUGACCGAUGGCGACUUUGGUCUGAUCGACUUGUAUAAUUCACGCAGCUUUCUGCCAGGGGUCUUGGAGAUGGAUGGUCAGGACCGAUUCGACGUCGACAGCGGCAUAGGCAUCGGCGCGGAGGCCUUCAAUCGGUCAUCAUUCUCCCAAUGGAAACCCGCCCAUGAAGACCACGCAUUCAACGAUCAUGAAAAUCUCUCAGUUCCGCACACGAUUGACAGCCCCGAGGCACACGCCACGUCCAAUCGGCAAGUUCUGUGCGAUCGCUUGUCGACGACCAGUCGCGAUCUAAUCUUCGGGCUGGUUCUGGAGACGAGCCGAGAAGCCAAUCUGAGUCGCAUUAUGAAGUCCUUUCCCAGCACUGAAUUGCUCGACGGUCUCAUCCAGCAGUUCUUUGAUUUCCACUCUCACAGUGUCGGAUCAUUCAUCCACGCCCCCACCUUCCAACCAAACAGUGAACACGCUAGUGUUCUGGCUGCAGUGGCGGCGGCUGCCGCUGUUCGCUCACCAGUUCCCACUUUGCGUAAGCUUGGCUAUGCGUUGAUGGAAAUUGUUCGAUUCUACUUGGCCAUGAAGUUUGAGAAUGACAACAGUACCACGCGUGACUUGCGAGCGUCACAGAUUUUUGCAUUGAACCUAGAUAUAGGCAUGUGGAGCGGCAAUCGACGCAAAACCGAAAUUGCCGAGAGUUUCCUGCAACCACUGGUAACGAUGUUGCGGCGAGCGUUACGAUUCCGUCGUUCCCUUUACCCGAAGAUUAUUCCUCGUGAUGAUGAUACAGGCGACGAACUCGACCGUAAAUGGCGCACCUGGAUCGAGCAAGAAUCCUUCAAGCGGCUCGUUCACCAUCUUUUCCUUCACGAUGCUCAAAGCUCACUCACUUUGAACAUCAACCCCCUGAUCUCAUUUGCCGACUUGGAACUGCCGCUGCCAGAGGCUCGACCCCUUUGGGAAGCUAAGACAGCUGCGGAGUGGAAGGACCUCUUUCGUGUCAUCACCUCCGAGCGUAUCCCCUCGCUCGCUGAUCUUCUCCAGGACAUGUCCCGCUUAGCGCAGUUUCAAGACCACAUCGAUACUCCGCUGUCAGCUCUGGCUUUGCUUCAUGGACUCUCUGCGUUGAUCAAUGAAUAUCACCGUGCAAAGUUCAUUUCCACGAACAACUCUAAACAUUGGAGUGCGCUCAUCACUAAUUCCCGGCAGCAAGAGCUCGGUCAAGCGCUGCAGCACUUCCGCAUGACAUCUUCAGGGCUGAACACCCAGAGUCGAGCCGAGAUUUCCCUUGUGUGUGAGGUGGUGUCCAUGCUCCUUCACAUGUCCUUGGAGGAACUACAACUUUUCGCGGGCAAGGAAGAUAAGCACGAAGCGCGCCGAGUCUAUCACUCGGCGCUUGAAUGGAUCGCCAGUCCCGAUUCCCGACAAGCUGUCUGGCAUGCAGGCCAGACCUUACGAGCGGCACGAGGGAUAGCACCGGGACUUCUCACAGGAUUCAUGGCCACGAGUGUGUACUACGCCGGACUAGCCUUGUGGUCUUACGCGGUAGUCUCCCGAGCCAACAACGCUCGAUUGUCUGGAAGCCCCGAGUCGCCUGUCGCCAGCAACGCGGGCCCCAUUGUGCUUCUAGAUGCGGAGGACUCGAGCGACGUGACCAAAUUCAUCAUGCUCAACUGUGGCAUUCCGGCUAUAGAAGGACCCGGUGGACCUAUUGCGUUGACGGAUAUUGCGGGUACCAUGCAGAUGGUGCAGAGAGUUUUACGACCAGAUCCAUCUGAAAGGACUCUUCCUCUCGUGCAAUCUCUUGCCACUUUGAUCGGGGACCUGGGUCACUGUGUCUCCAGUAGUGGAUCAUGA
Penicillium diatomitis is the source of this 2658-nucleotide messenger RNA. RefSeq names its product putative C6 and C2H2 transcription factor RegA-like. Gene Ontology annotation, molecular function: zinc ion binding; DNA binding; DNA-binding transcription factor activity, RNA polymerase II-specific. NCBI's taxonomy places the organism in Eukaryota, Fungi, Ascomycota, Eurotiomycetes, Eurotiales, Aspergillaceae. Gene Ontology annotation, biological process: regulation of DNA-templated transcription; DNA-templated transcription. Bases 1 to 2658 code for a protein of 885 amino acids. The record is from RefSeq and is a predicted model, not a curated record. The transcript is spliced from 6 exons.